AUGACGGAACCACCACCAGCCAUAAAACCAUGCAAACCUUUGAUAUUGGACGAAUUGUUAAUACAAAAUAUGAACACUUGGGGUAAUGUGCAAUAUAACAUUCCUCUAAGGCUGUCCAACAAUGAGACCAGGACUGCUUCAAGUAUUGCGCUGCGACAUAUCCCCGACAUAUCACAAAGCUUGGACUGUAAAAUUGAUGAUCCUCUACCAGAGAGACUCACGGGCCGAGAUAUGGUAGUUGAAAAAGAGUCAUACAGAACUACCACGGGAGAGUAUUGUGUUAAGCCAAACCCCAACAAAGCCAUGGAAAGAGCUGAUUGUUCGAUCAAUUGCCGAAGAGUUAUAUUCAUGACUGGAGUUGAUAAAGCAUUACAAAAGAAAAGUAUUACACAACCCACAAUUAUGUCAGAAAUGAAGGACAAAUUUAGGGGCCUGGCAAAAUCUCCUCAAGCUCCUCCUGACAUCAUAGUGAGGCCACCGGACCCGGAAUACAUCUUUGAUGUCAUAGCGUCCGGGAGAAACGAAGCACCAGCUAUUUACGACAAUUCUACAGGAUUCAGAAAACAACUGGAUCCAUAUUUGUCGACGUAUAGAACUUAUCACAAGCCUUUUACACCUGAUGAACAGUAUGGCGUUGCUGCUAAAGACCACAUCACAUUGUACUCUGACAAUAAUACACCAAAGGUCAAAGGGUUCGGACCAAGACACAAAGAAAUAUGGAUGCCUAUGACAAGCAAGGUACAUAGAGGAGUAUACGACCGGAUCCAUGUAAAGAAAGAAUUUAAAGAAGUUGCUGCUUGUCAUAAUCCUGUCAAUAAUAUCAAAGGGGUCUUUGAAUCUGAAACACACAAAAAGUACAAGAUACCGUUUGCUAGCUCAGAGCUGGCCUCUUGGACUCAUGGAGAAGCGUUCCAUUUAGCGCCUUUCGCACCGAAUCCCUUCCAGACCAAUAUUGCUCCUUUCAUGUAUUGCAGUGACUAUUGUCAUGUUGCUAGAGGAACAUCUCCGUCCAUUGUUAUUGACCAAAUAGCUCCCGAAAAGAUACCGCAUCCGCAUUGCAAGGAAAGAUUUAUAGUUUCUCGAGACUUUUAA
Molecule: messenger RNA, 1092 nt
Organism: Arctia plantaginis
Lineage: Eukaryota; Metazoa; Arthropoda; Insecta; Lepidoptera; Erebidae
Source: the annotation of a GenBank genome assembly